Scatophagus argus is the source of this 3323-nucleotide messenger RNA. RefSeq names its product cadherin-like protein 26. The coding region runs from base 118 to 2814 and encodes 898 amino acids. Gene Ontology annotation, cellular component: adherens junction; plasma membrane; catenin complex. NCBI's taxonomy places the organism in Eukaryota, Metazoa, Chordata, Actinopteri, Scatophagidae. The record is from RefSeq and is a predicted model, not a curated record. Gene Ontology annotation, biological process: multicellular organism development; adherens junction organization; cell-cell junction assembly. Gene Ontology annotation, molecular function: calcium ion binding; cadherin binding. The transcript has 18 exons.
CCCUCUCACAGGUUAACUACAGCCAGAACACACACUGACAGAGCAUUCAUUUAGAUGCAUUUAAGGAACCAUUUAUCAUCUGAGAGCCUAACCAACGAUACCUGAUCUGGAAAUACAAUGGAGACAAUACGCCUCAGCCUCUUUGUAAUGCUGUGUGUGGGAGUCCAGAGAGCAUCCUCAGAUUUCUUGCAUCGGCAAAAAAGAAAUUGGAUCAUUGAUUCCUUUAUUAUUGAUGAAGGUUAUAGUGGACAAUUCCCAUAUUUACUGGGCAAAAUUCAAAUUGAGAAAAGCCUCACCCUUUUCAAGAUACAAGGUGAAGGCGUUGAUAAGGAACCCAGAGAUGUAUUAAAAAUCGACGAAAACACAGGGGAGAUUUUUGUCCACCGCGCUGUAGACUAUGAGAAACACAAAUCUUUGAAGUUAGUAUUUCAGGCAUUUGAUAAAGAAAAAAAUAUAAUAGACACACAGCUGGGCAUUGAGAUAACAAUAGCUGAUGCAAAUGACAACAUCCCAAAGUUUGACUUUGAAAAGCGCGAGAUCCGCAUAGAAGAGGCAACAGUACAAGGCACUGAUUUGAUUCUCAUUAAGGCAAGCGAUGGUGACGCCUCUCUGGAAAAUAGUGAACUUGAUUUAAAAAUAGUCUCCGUCACUCCUACACCACAUGAUCUGGAGUUCUACUUAGUCCAGACCCCUGGUACUCAAUCUGGAAUCAUUUCAUUUAAAGGCUGUUUGGAAUAUGAGGAGGCAAAGAAAUACACGAUUAUAGUGGAGGCAAAAGACCAUGGGAAAAAAAUACAGCAGUCCAGCUCCUGCACUGUGAUCAUCAACAUAGAAGAUGGAAACAACCACAUUCCUGAGAUCACAGGACAAACAGGUCCAGGGAGAGUGAAGGAAGGAGAGGAAAAUGUUCUGAUAUUUCGGCUACAAGUUGCGGACAAAGACACUGUGGGUACGGCUGCCUGGAGAGCGAUAUAUCAUGUCCACGGAGACACAAACAACAACUUCAGAAUCAGUACUGAUCCCGUGACAAACGAGGGACUGCUGUAUGUGGAGAAGCACCUGGACUAUGAAGAAAGCCCUUCCAAGAAUGUGACUAUCAGUGUAGAGAAUGAGAUUGCUUAUUACACAUGCAAAGUGGUGAGAAAAACAAGCGUUGGUCUUUGGGAAGUAGUCACUGCAGGAAGUGUUACUACUGUUGCCUUGACUGGGGAAGAGAAAACAGGUCUGUCUGUCCGCCGAGUGACAGUGACUGUGGAGGAUGUGAAUGAGGCGCCAAUCUUCGACGAACCCAACAAACGAGUUACAAUGAACGAGAAUAUUGAGAGUGAACAGUAUCUGGGGACAUUUACAGCUAGAGAUCCUGACAUCUUCAGUCCAAACACAUUUGUAUACAUGACAGGAGAUGAUCCAGCUGGCUGGGUCAAAGUGGACCCCGUGACUGGAAAAGUAACCACAAUAAAGACGAUGGACCGAGAGUCAACCUUUGUGAAAGACAGCAUCUAUACAGUCACAAUAUAUGCUGUUGAUGACGGCAAACCUCCACAGACAGGAACUGCAACCCUCAGCAUCCAUAUUAACGAUGACAAUGACAAUGUUCCAACCCUGACUACAAACGUAAUCGACAUGUGCCAAUCUGAAGGACCCUCCGUGGCCAACAUCACAGUCGUGGACCUGGAUGAAGAGCCCUAUGGUGGACCUUUCCACUUCAAGCUCCUUGGAGAUGUUAGGAACAAAUGGAGUGUUGACCCUCAACAAGGGUAUUCGGUUAACUUGGUGAAAGAGAACAGCGUUCAUUCGGGACAGUUUACCCUGCAGUUGGAAGUGUCUGACCGUCAGCACAAAACCGCCGUCCACACCGUGUCAGUUACUGUGUGCGACUGCUUAGACACAACGGCACCAAACUGUCGCUUCCGCAAAGUCACUGGCUCUGCAGCAGGAGCUGGAGCACUUGGGAUCAUUUUUUUUGGCAUGCUGCUUUUUGCAGGUCUAUUGCUUUUGGUGUUUCUGGUGUCAUGUAAGGCAGAGAGCAAAGAAAUCCCAGAUGAAUCAGACGAAGGUCAACAACAUCUAAUAAAUUCUAACACUGAGGCACCAGGAACUGAUUGCAAAGUGUUGUCUUUAUAUCAAGGACCGAGUCAGAAUGUGAAACAAACUCCACCGACAACAAUCAUACGGAAGAAAUCAGUCAAUACUACUGCAGCAGCAGCAGCAGGGUCACAAGAGCAAACCACAACCGACCAUGUUCAACAGCGAAGGGACUGUUUCGGCUGGUUAGAUGGCUCAGCCAACUCAACAUCACAACAAUACUACCAAACAAAAUCCUUAAUGCGGCAAGAGUUUACACGUGAGGACUCAACGGAUUGGAAAUAUUUGAGUUCCCAAUCGAUGGGUGCAUCGUCAAACGUGAGAACAAGACAUCAGCAUGAAAACUCUGCGCACAGGUAUUUGAUGAAAGGCAGUAAAAUCUCUGCAGAAUAUGACAUUGACAGCUACAGACAAUAUCUGCACGAAAUACUGAAUGAGAGGCUGUGCAACCUCAAGGCAUCAGAAGAGGAGGACGUGAAUUACGACAUUCUUCAUGUUUAUGAUGAGGAACGCCAGACUGAGUUCAACUAUGAACUCGAUCCCAUCCCCAUCUCUGAUGUUUCCUUUGAUCCAGACCUGAACCUGGAUUUCAAAUUCAAUACUCUGGCCUCAAUCUGCAUGCCUCCUGAAAGUACUGCCUGCAGUACUAGAACCUCCCAUGUAAUGGAAAAUUUUGUGAUCAAAAUGGAAAGUGAAAAAACUAGCAUGAACAUUCAAUCACAUUUCUAAACUAUGCAUUGCUAUAUUUUUGAUCAAAUAAUCAUGACAAAUGUUGCUUGUAUCAGGUCCAGGUGACUCAGCAAGUUUUGUUACCUUUAUCAAUACUUGACAGAUUCAUUUAUCUUCUCUAGAUUCUGUAUCUGUCAGUGAUGGCGGGGGGAAAAUUUUGAAAAUUAGAACUUAGUUAACAACAGUGGGUGUGCACCAGUGAGUAAUGUUACCAAAAGGUCACCCUUCAGAGUCUCUGCUCUGUGGUAGAAUUCAGACUGAAGAAGGAAAGCUGGUACAUUUGUUACAGGACUCACAUUUUGGUAAGAAGACAUUUUCUGUCUUUCUAUUGUAUGCAACAGAACAAACCAUCUUGACUAUUUGAAUGUUUAUCUUUCUCCUUUCCUGCAAGCAACAUUCAAGGUGGAUGAGGAAUUACUGAUGGCUUCUUAAAAACUGAAAAGCGCAGAAAAACUGUUCGAACAACUGAAAUUCUUGGACUAACUUGAACAUCUCUUUAUAUCGCAAAA